Lutzomyia longipalpis is the source of this 2352-nucleotide messenger RNA. RefSeq names its product paired box pox-neuro protein (gene Poxn). The coding region runs from base 300 to 1565 and encodes 421 amino acids. The record is from RefSeq and is a predicted model, not a curated record. Gene Ontology annotation, molecular function: RNA polymerase II cis-regulatory region sequence-specific DNA binding; DNA-binding transcription factor activity, RNA polymerase II-specific. Gene Ontology annotation, biological process: anatomical structure development; regulation of transcription by RNA polymerase II. NCBI's taxonomy places the organism in Eukaryota, Metazoa, Arthropoda, Insecta, Diptera, Psychodidae. The transcript is spliced from 6 exons.
AGAAUAGGAAAUUGAGGAAAAAAGUGAAUAAUCCAAUAAUAAAUUUUUAUUUGUUGUGAGGAUUUGAAGAAACAUUUAAAAAUAAGUCUUUUAAUUUGAAAACUUUUAACAGGUGUUGUAUAGAUAUCAGGUGUUUUUAGUUAAAGUUAUGCAGUGCUAAUUAAUUCACGUUUGCAGUGAUACAAAUUCAACAAGUUGUUUCAAAGAUACACCAACGCACGCGGUUUUUCACGUUUUUUUCCGGAGAAACAACACACGGCACCCACAGUCAGGAUUCUUGGUAUCAACAACACACAGAAAUGCCACAUACAGGGCAGGCAGGUGUGAAUCAGCUGGGCGGUGUCUUUGUGAACGGACGACCACUUCCGGAUUGCAUCAGGAGGCGAAUUGUGGAAUUAGCUCUCAUGGGAGUGCGUCCUUGUGAUAUAUCUCGCCAAUUGCUUGUCUCUCAUGGUUGUGUCUCGAAGAUCCUGACGCGUUUCUAUGAGACCGGCUCAAUUAGACCCGGAUCAAUUGGGGGCAGUAAAACAAAGCAAGUUGCAACGCCGACGGUUGUGAAGAAAAUUUUGCGUUUCAAGCAGGAAAAUCCGGGGAUGUUUGCAUGGGAAAUUCGAGAUCAAUUGCUGGCACAGAGGAUUUGUGAUCCAAAUACCAUCCCGUCUGUUAGUUCAGUUAAUAGAAUUUUGCGCAAUGGAGGACUCUGGACAGACGACAUGGCUACUAAUGAACAAAUGCUGAGGGAAAGUCAUGGAUACCUUCCUGCAAAGAACGUUCCAACAUCAAUGUACGGAACAACUUCAUCGGGAGGCACAUCAAGUGAUCCAGCAACCUCAAUGGCACUGUCGCAGUAUCGUUUUCAUGGCGUUGGAUCGAGUCUUGCGAAGCCCCUGAGUCAUCAUGUGGCAGCAGAUCAACCCAGAGCCCCCCUCCGGCCAGCCCCAAUGGCUCCAUCUCCACCCGAAGCCCAUCAAUCGCAUCCCACAUCACCAAAGCACCUUCAGCGCUCCCCUGAUCUCAGUCCACAGACAUCCCCGCCCAGCCAUCAAACCGACGAUGCUCCGCACACCUUUCCAGGAGGAAUAAAUCCUGGCAUUAGCCCCUUCCCCAAACACUGGAUCUGGAAUACUGCGGGACUCUUCUAUGCUGCUGGGAGUCGUGAUCAGUUGCCACCACAUGCUUUCCUCCCAUAUGCAGCGCAUUUCAAUGGGCUCCCCAUUUCACCGGCAGGAUUGCAUUUUGACUCCCAUCAAGCUGUGGAGACAAAGGGUCAGGACACGAGUGAUGAUUCCCUGGAUCAAGAUGAUGCAGCACGAAGUUCCACAAGUACGAGUGUACCCAAAAAGCGGAACCCAUAUUCGAUUGAGGAACUACUGAAGAAGCCCGAGAAGAAGAGGCGCUUCAGCGGAUGUGAUUCUGCAGUUAUUACCAAUCAUCCAGCAAGUAAGCCCGUUGUGAUCACCUUGGAUGAUACCUCGCGCCUCUCGGGCACCUCAUCGAGCCACCUAGCAUCGGAUGAGACGGACGCGAUGGCUGAUAAAGCGUGUCACAUUGAGGUGUGCGAUUGAAUCGCUUUCUCGCGGAUCCUUCCUGUGCGCACAGCACAUAAGAAGCGGCGGGAAGUGAUAGGAAUUGUAAAUAUAGAGCAAGUCUUUUGAUCACACUCUGACCAUAUGAUCGAGAUUGCAGAUUCGUAGCUGAGAGCUGCGACUGUGAGAUUUGCAAUUUGCAGCAAAUGAAUUACUUAUGAGGGUUGGCAGAGGUUCUCAAAAACAACUUUUUCUCUUAAAUUACUUACAAAAUUAUAAUUCUGUAAAAAUAAUAAAGAAAAAAUCUUUAAAAAAAUUAAGAAAAAGUGGACAAAGUCAAGUACCGGAUGCUCUUUAAGUUUUUCAUUCAAAAUUCAAAUAAUAUUCCCGAGACAAAUAAAGCAAUUAAAUUAUUGUUUUGUCCUUAAUGCUGUUAAAUUUUUUUUUAAAAAGAUUUUACAUGAAAAAAAAAUUAUAAAAGUAAAACGAUCGAGCAAAAAGAGCUUAAAGAAGAGAUAAAAGUUUGAGAGCCACUGGUGAGAGCCCUCUUAAUCACACACCUGUCGUCUACGCUGUGUUUUUCGCUGACAAAUCAGCACAAAUAAUAUAAAUUCAAUAUUAAAUGCAGAGUGUGACUCGGAAAAUUCACAUUAAUUCAUACUAUACCAUAAGAGCGCCAUAGAAGAGAAACUUGUAGCCGUAUAAAAGUUUUAGUUUUAUCUUUGUAGUAAAAGAAAUCCCGCGAAUGAUUGUUGUGUAGCCAGAACACAGAAUGUUGAAAAUGUAGUUUUAGAUCAAAAUAAAAAUCUCUGAAAUAUCGAGAAUA